AUGGACGCCAUCACCGAUGCCGGUUAUUGUGGAAAAAUCGUCAUUGGGAUGGACGUGGCUGCUUCGGAAAUGUACGAGAACAAGAAGUAUAACUUAGCCUUCAAAGAUAGCAAGCCGAAUCCCUCCAUGAUCCUUAAUUCGGACAAACUAUCUGACCUCUACAUGAGCAUCAUAAAUAAGUACCCUAUCAAGAGCAUCGAGGAUCCCUUCGAGCAGGACGAUUGGGAACCCUGGAUCGUUGGCGAUGAUUUGACCGUCACAAACAUUGAUCGCGUCCGUAAGGCCAUCGAUGCUGGAGCCUGUAACUGCCUGCUCUUGAAAGUCAACCAAAUCGGGUCCUUCACUGAGGCCCUGGCAGCCGCUCAACUGGCCCGCCGUAAUGGUUGGAAUGUCAUGGUCUCCCACAGGUCCGGAGAGACUGAAGACUGCACAAUCGCGGACAUAGUUGUUGGGCUGAAUGUCGGCCAGGUAAAACAAAACUAG
Messenger RNA from Dibothriocephalus latus, 483 nucleotides. NCBI's taxonomy places the organism in Eukaryota, Metazoa, Platyhelminthes, Cestoda, Diphyllobothriidea, Diphyllobothriidae. The record is from the annotation of a GenBank genome assembly.